AUGAACAACAAAGCAGGCGAUAAAUGGAACUUGGAGGCCUACGACGAGACCACCGAACUCCCAUAUCCCGAAGAGUUUUCUGAAUUCUUUACCUUCCUCGGUGAACGCUCUCUUUGCUUAGAAACAGGCUGUUUACUCAUUCACAAAACAGACAGAGCCCUUGAGUACCUAGAACUCGCCUAUGAUGGCUCCACGAAAGCCGAGGCGCAAGUCCGCGCACGCCUCGACAUACUUCCUGGGUUGGUGCUGGGACUCACGAAGGAAGACGGUCGGAUCAUAGAAGCAAAUUCAGUGUCAUGGGGCUAUACGACCCCAUUCUGGAAGACAAUCCAGGUGAAGUUUCGGAAUAAACUGCUGCGCAGUCGACUUGACUAUGCACUCUGGAGGGCAGUGGCCGCCGCUGCCACCCCGCAGCAGUGCCACCCCCCUUCUCGCCGCCCCGUUUGGCCAUCCGCCAUCCCUGGCAGCCCUUCACACUCUGUCCAUCCUUCUGCCGCCUUCCAGCCCCUCCUUAGCCGGCUCGAUGAUCGCGCCGCAGCCUCAGGCUCCAGUCCACAGCUACCUGGGCAGAUUAUAGAAGCAGAAGAAGGAGUGCACGGCGUCCCAGCCGAUUGUGUGGCAUAUCCCGCCUAG
Aspergillus lentulus is the source of this 633-nucleotide messenger RNA. The record is from RefSeq and is a predicted model, not a curated record. NCBI's taxonomy places the organism in Eukaryota, Fungi, Ascomycota, Eurotiomycetes, Eurotiales, Aspergillaceae.